CGCCCCGCCUGCGUCGCGCUGCAAAACGAAGACCACGACGAAGACGCCAUCAUCAUCACCGCCCUCGCGAGCGUCCCCUUCUGCUGCCACGCCGACCUCCUCACCAUGACCCGCACCGAGCUCCUCUCCGUCGCGCACACCCUCAACGCAAAGCUCCCGCGCCUCCUCCAGAUCGACGUCGCCCCCGCGCGCUCCGACGCCUCGAUACGCUGCGCGAUCGAGCGGCUCGUC
Laetiporus sulphureus 93-53 is the source of this 231-nucleotide messenger RNA. RefSeq lists its product as uncharacterized. NCBI's taxonomy places the organism in Eukaryota, Fungi, Basidiomycota, Agaricomycetes, Polyporales, Laetiporaceae. The annotation marks the transcript as partial. The transcript has a single exon. The record is from RefSeq and is a predicted model, not a curated record.